AUGCGCGUCUUCAACCUCCUCUUCCUGGCUCCACUGGCCAUAGCAGCCACGACCCCAAAUCUCAUCAAACGCGACGCCCAAGCCGUCUUCGACGACAUAACGGGCAUCGACACCACAGUCCGCGCCCUCACCGCCGCAGUCACCGCCUACACCGGCGGAAUCCAAGAAGCUUCCCCCGUCUUCAACGCCUCUCUCGCCGUCCACGCCAUCAACCGCCAAGGCUUCGCCGACGCAAACGCCUCGCCCCGUUUCACCUCUGCAGAAAGCAAGAGAAUCGUCGACCACGUGGACGAUUCAGUUGGAGUGUCUAUUCCGGAGGGGAUCGAAGUGAUCAAGGCGAAGAAACCGCUGUUUGAUCAGGCGGAGUUGACGAGUUUGGUCAAGGCUACUAUUGAUCUUUUGAAAUAUGAUCAUGAGACGUUUUCGCUGGCGGUGGGAGCGAAGUUGAGUUUGGAUCAGGUUGCGGCGGGCGCGCUGGCAGCGGGCAAGAUUGAUGCGGUGUUGCAGGGCGCGAGUUUGUUUUAUGCGCUUUAA
Messenger RNA from Fulvia fulva, 534 nucleotides. RefSeq lists its product as uncharacterized. Gene Ontology annotation, cellular component: extracellular region. Lineage: Eukaryota; Fungi; Ascomycota; Dothideomycetes; Mycosphaerellales; Mycosphaerellaceae. The coding region runs from base 1 to 534 and encodes 177 amino acids. The transcript has a single exon. The record is from RefSeq and is a predicted model, not a curated record.